CGUUCUCACCACCACAACGUCGUCAUAGCGAUCUCUAUUCAUCCGGUCAGGGCCACGAUUGCUACGAAGUACGCAACAUCAGGCACUCUCACACCUUCGGCACCUCGCUCUCGAUCCUCACGUCGCACGCAGCGCAGCACACCCUGCGAUUGAUAAGACGUCUGAGAGGCUCUUCCUCCACUGAGCCUGGCCAGCUCUUCGUCCUUCCUUCCUCCCUUUCCUUCCCUAUCUUAUUACCUCCCACUGUGCCACUGCGAUGUCCAGCAAAGUUCACCCCCCACCGACGUCAGGGCAGCCUUCAAUGCCCCGCGGCGCUACAUCAUCGUCGUCACGAUCCGGCCAUGGUAGGCAGCCUGUGCGGAUCGGCCAGUACACGCUGCAGCGGACGUUGGGCACUGGAAGCUUUGGCAAGGUCAAGCUCGCAACCCACUCCCUGACAGGACAUCGCGUUGCAAUGAAGAUCAUCAACCGUCGCAAGAUCUCAUCGAUGGACAUGGGCGCGCGCGUCAAGCGUGAGAUCCAAUAUCUAAAGCUGCUCCGCCAUCCUCAUAUCAUCAAGCUGUACGAAGUCAUUACUACGCCUGGCGACAUCAUCAUGGUCAUCGAGUACGCGCCGAAGGAGCUAUUUCAGUACAUCGUCGACAGGGGAAAGAUGCCAGAGGCGGAGGCUAGGCGCUUCUUCCAGCAGAUCAUCUGCGCCAUCGAGUAUUGCCAUCGAAGGAAGAUUGUGCAUCGAGACUUGAAGCCAGAGAACCUGCUCCUCGACGACCAGAACAACGUCAAGAUUGGCGACUUUGGUCUCUCCAACAUCAUGACUGAUGGUGACUUCCUCAAGACCUCAUGUGGCUCACCCAACUAUGCAGCUCCUGAAGUCAUCAGCGGCAAGCUAUACGCCGGCCCAGAGAUCGACAUCUGGUCAUGCGGAGUCAUCCUCUACGUCAUGCUCUGCGGUCGCCUUCCCUUUGACGACGAGUACAUUCCAACACUCUUCAAGAAGAUCAACAGCGGUAUAUACUCGCUCCCUUCGUACCUCUCAGCUGAGGCCUCCUCGCUGCUGAGCUCGAUGCUCAUCGUCGACCCGGUGAAACGUAUCACGAUCAACGAGAUCAGGCAGCUCCCAUGGUUCCAGCAGGACCUGCCGCGCUACUUGCAGCCACUGCCUUCUACGCCGACGGGGCUCAUGGAGGGAGAAUCGAGCCAGGAAUUUGACUUUGGCGGUGGCGUGCAGCCGCAGGCCCCUACAGAUGGCGAAGGGCAAAGCGCACACAGUGUCGACGAUCGAGCGUCCCCGAGCGGACCGCGCACCAUCUUCUCCCCCGACCUAGGCUACCUACAGCGCUCGAUUGUCGAGGAGCUUCAAUCCAAGAUGGUGACCUUUACCGCCGAAGAGAUCCUCGAUCUCCUUCAGCAGCCGGGCGAUAACCAGCUCAAGGUUGCCUACCAGCUCGUGAGGGAUCAUCGACGGAUGGUACGGACAUCGGAGCAAGAAGGGGACUCGGAUGAUCGACUGCGGGAAGAAGGGAUGCGCGCAUGGCUCGACUCGGGAAGCCCGCCUGCUUGGAAUGAGGGGUUGGAGGAGAGAAGGGCAAAGGCCGCAGCUGCUGGAGCGGGAGCUGCACCUUCGACUAGCCACGACCCCUCAUCCGCGUCCGCCUCUGGCAGUAUGUCUAGCUCUGCCGCUUCCUCGCAGCCUCCAACGAGGCAAACAAGCAUCAGACGACCCAUCCGCAGGCGAACGCGGGAUCCGUCCAUUCAGCGGCCCCUCGGCGCAUCGCACGAGGCGGACGAGACCACUUCGCAAGCAACGGACGACGGCAACGAGACGUUUGCGUCGGACACAUACGACUCUGAAGUGGCAGAGGCGGACGCGGAUGCGAAUGACGGGCUGGACUCUGGGUUGAGCGAUGCAGAGGAUGGUGGGGGCGGACUGGCAGAGGAUGAUUUGCUCUUCGAUGAUGAGGAUCUGGACCAGCCGCCCGAGGUGGCUGUACCUAGCGGCAUCUCGAUAUUGGAGACUAGCCUGCCAGCGAAGCGACCGUGGGCCGCCAAAACGCAAAGCGGUGAUGCAGCUGCAGGAGGGCAAGCAUCAGCUCCACCCCCGGCUGCGGCUGCUGCUACGCGGCGCUCGAGACCUCGAUGGCACUUUGGGAUUCGUUCACGCUCUCCACCGAUGGAGAUCAUCAUGGAACUCUACCGCACCCUUGAGGCCCUGGGCAUGGAGUGGCGAGUCAAGAAGGCGCCGCGUACCGCCCGGCAAGGCGAAGACGUCUCUCAACAAGGCCAGCAGCAACCCAACACAGAUACCCAAGCUGCCGCAGGCGAGUCAUCCUCCAAGGAGACUGGCAGCGACAAUGCCCUUCCCGGCGCAAGUACUGAGCUUUUCUUUAUUGAGACCCGCUGGCGAGUCGAAAACGUCAUAGUCCGCAUGGACCUACAGCUCUACUCGGUUGACUCGAACAACUACCUCGUCGACUUCCGCAACGUGGCUUACGUGCGGCUGGAUCCUACCCCGCCGCGAACUCAGGAGUCGAGCAACGAGGAUCUUGCUGAGCUGCGUGACGCGGCUGCUACGGAAGGUGUGGAGCGUGCACUUGAUUCGGCGGCGCAAGAAGCUCGCUCCAUGGGGGGCGAUGAGCAGCAGCAUCGCGCGAAUAUGCGACGUCGCCUUCUAGGCAAGACGUCCGCCAGCAAGCCUAGCUUGGCUCCUGCGGUACCCGAGGGAAGAAAGGAAGUGUGCAGUCCCUUUUUGUUCUUGGAGUGCGCGACGAGAUUGAUUGUUGAGUUGGCCGGGGGAGGAUAGCGAGGAGCCACACAUCACCAUAGACGUUGGAACUGGCGCUGCGGCAGCGCAUUGCGAGCGUUUCGUAUUUGUCCUUCUCUUCACAUCUGUCUAUCGCCGGAUAUAGAAGGUUACGAUGCUCUGACUGCGGCGUUUCUGCUUGAUUUCAUCUCCACUCCUUCUCGGAUUCUACCACCUGGUCGCCCUCGCCCCACAAUCCGCACUUC
Jaminaea rosea is the source of this 3006-nucleotide messenger RNA. RefSeq names its product Pkinase-domain-containing protein. Bases 302 to 2800 code for a protein of 832 amino acids. Gene Ontology annotation, cellular component: cytoplasm. The record is from RefSeq and is a predicted model, not a curated record. Gene Ontology annotation, molecular function: ATP binding; protein serine/threonine kinase activity. Lineage: Eukaryota; Fungi; Basidiomycota; Exobasidiomycetes; Microstromatales. Gene Ontology annotation, biological process: protein phosphorylation; intracellular signal transduction. The transcript is spliced from 3 exons.